AGGGAUCUCAAGGGUUAGGGAUUAUGAUCAUUGAAGGCAAACACUCAGAACUGGGUCGAGGAGUGUUCGUUUCGGAUAUUCAAGAAGGCAGUCCCGCUUUUACCGUCGGACUUAACGUCGGAGAUAUGAUAUUAUGCGUGAAUUUAAUCGAUUUAAUUGGAGCCGACUAUGAGAUGGCCGCUUCAGCCCUGAAGAGUGCGGAGGGAUUGCUGACUCUUGUGGUCGCAAAACCAACCAAAUCCAGUCUCCAAGAAAUGAUUGUUGAGAGCGAUUCCGUGGAAAAUAUUUGCGAUGAUAUCAAAAAAGAAUCCAUUAAUCCCAGUGCACCUCCACCUACACUUCCCAAACCACAAACAGUGCACAAAUCACUGCACGGCCCGAUUCGGACGUCGACCGCUACGAACGGAUCCCUAUCCCGGGCCAAUCAAAAAACAAUUCCAGCACUUCCCACACCUGUUACACACAAAACACAUUUAGUUUCUUCUAAUUUGGACUCUUAUGGAGCGAACACUCAGUCUUUUUUCACUCAUCUAAAAGAAGCGUCUGAUCCACAACACAGUGACCUCAAGACAUGUCAAGUAAAGGGUGGGCGCGAGACUACCAUUGAGAUCGUCAAAGAGAAACUCGGGCCCAAAGUGUUGGUGCAGACGGCAGCCCAUGUAUCCGGUGCUGCCUUUUAUUACAAAUCCGAAGCGGUUGAGAGCACCGACCCCUCAAUCAGACAGUUAGGCGUUUGCAUUCACCCGCGUUAUGGCGGAUGGUUUGCCAUCAGAGGAAUCGUUGUGUUCACUCACUUGACAUAUGAGCCGUUAGAACAAAGACAACCCAAAGAUGUCAUACAAACUGUGGAUCUGAAGAAGAAGUUAUUGUUUAAGUUUAACAACGAGUGGUUCGACUGGUCCUAUCGGGACAUAAUACCCGUCACCAAAAAGUACAGCGAUUUACAAAUCAAGUACUUUUCGCUCAAACCCUGCGAUCGCAAAGAAUUUCUCAAUUAUUUGAUUGAUUUGAAAAAUUGA
Molecule: messenger RNA, 1019 nt
Organism: Oppiella nova
Lineage: Eukaryota; Metazoa; Arthropoda; Arachnida; Sarcoptiformes; Oppiidae
Source: the annotation of a GenBank genome assembly